Yamadazyma jaroonii is the source of this 1737-nucleotide messenger RNA. Lineage: Eukaryota; Fungi; Ascomycota; Pichiomycetes; Serinales; Debaryomycetaceae. The record is from the annotation of a GenBank genome assembly.
AUGACAUCGUUUCUAAAACGACAGUUUUUCUCAACCAACAAUGGAUUAAGGAGUCUAGGGACAGCUUCAGGACAUUUGAAGAACAUCAAAGUACAAACAAGCAAGAAGGAUAUAUCGAAACCUGUUAAUUUAGCUACAAAAAUUAAAAAUACUGCUGAUGCAAAUGAGCUCUUGAAGAUUACCAGAUCUUUAAGUAAAGAUUCCAAGGUAGCUAGUGGCUUGUUUUACUUGAUACUAAAGCAAUUACAAUCGAAACUGGAUCUCGGUAUUCUCAGUCACUUGAAAGAUAUCUGGACUGGCAGAUCCGAACAUAGCACAUAUCAGGUUCAAUCUGCAUAUUAUUCGACUUUCAUUCACAUAUAUUUGAACCUGGAUCAAUACCUCAUGGCUAAGACUUUAUAUUUUCAAACGUCUGAUGCUUUGAGUACUACUAAGGAUCUACCCACGAUCAAGUUAUUGAAUAUUCUCCUGAAGUAUAAAGACCUUGAUGGAAUUUGCGAUGUUUUAGAGAUGGUGUCUUUAGAAGACUCUUCUGUGAUCACUAAAGCUACUUGGAUAUAUUAUUUGUCAUUGGCAUUUGGUGAAAAUCACCACAGGUUGGUGAAGACAGUUUAUGAUCAUUAUCUUAUGAAAGAUCUGAAUUCAUCUAAGCAGUUCUUAGAAACAAAUAUUUCCAAUUAUUUUCAAGACAAGGGAUUAAACGACUCCAUGAUAUUUCUAAUGUUGCAAUCGCUAUCAUCGCACGGAGAUGUUUCUAGGUCUUUAUCAUUGAUUGAAAAGUUCUAUUUCGAAAGAUUGAUGAUCACAGGACAAUCCUUGAGUAAAGAGUUAGCCAUUUGUGUCAUUGAAGCUUAUUGUUUUACCGAUGCUGAUGAUUAUCACCAAUUGAAUCCUCUGGAGUAUAAAAAUUAUCAUGACACAAGUGUAGAAAGAGUACUUGAUGUUUUAGGAAGAAUAAUGGAACGAUCAGAUGAGAUACUUACAUACAAGGAUAUCAGUCAUUUUCUAUCCAACAAAUUCAUGAAUUACAGGAUCUAUGAUAAGAACGCCGACGAAGAAUACAACAAGAAAGAAAUCAUCCAUCAACAAAGAGGUAAAGAGGAAAUGAAAAGAUAUAACGAGAAUCUUGAGAGAUUCACCCAAGGUAACAUUAUGGCCAAUUUACAAAAUCUACAAGCAUUUGCAUCAAAACAUAUCAAAUACAUACAAGAAAAGAAUUAUCAAUGUUUAACAUUAUUUAUAAAUUGUAUGUUGAAUCAUAUAAACUUAUAUCAGAAUUUUUCGGGGAUGGUGAAACUUUUGAGUGGUUUAAAAGAUUUGAACAGUAAUUUUGUAGACGAGUGGCUUGAUCAACACCUGAUAAGCAUCAUCAUAAAUUGUAUCGGUAAUUCCAAUGCCAAGUUAUCCUCAUUACAAAUAUUCAAAUUCAUGAAAAAGUCGAACCUCCAGAUCACGGAAGAAAACUACUAUGGUUUCAUUUCUCUGAGUCUUCGGGGAGAUUUCCAUUCUCAAUUAGCAUUUUAUUUGUAUAACUACCUUCAAGAUUUUGGUUCCAUAGGUAUCAGAGUUAAUGAGUUACUCGAAGAACUACCAUCUCACUUAGCUCCGGAUAUAGACAGCCUCGUAGAAGUAGAGCCAAUAAUAACAGAUCACGAGUUACAAGAUUUUAAUAGAAGAUACGAUUACCAUUUGGAUUCAAGAGAUUGCGAUGUAAUCAAAAAUAUAUUCAUGGUAUAA